AUGAACGGCAUUCUGAAUGAACUCAGUGACUUUCUGCACUACAAUCGAACAUCCCUGCCACAUAUACUCGCAGCCUUGGCUGCCCCCGGGAACUCGAGUCACCCACUUGCCUGGACCAUCCGCGAGUACCUUCCUGUGGUCCUGAAUGCAUUCCUCCAGGGCCCAGAGCCUACACGGCUACUAGAGUGGGCAGUCCAUGUUGCUUCAAAUGUCUAUCAAUCCGAGAUCUGCAAGCUUUCGCAGUUGGACCAACAGCUACACUUCAAUGCGAACUCUGCUUCGCCGGAAAAGCUCGAGACAUUCACCAUACGACAACUCGCGGUGACAAUGGAAACGAACGCACCGCAUGUCUGGCGCCUAUUCGAUGUAAUGCUUGACGCGGACAGCGAGCUCAACCCUGCAAAGCGCCGCGCGCUUGUUGACACGGAGGAUGCGGAUCUUGAUGACGAGGAGGAAGUUUAUUGGGCGGAACUUGAUGUCUACGAGGAGCUGCUGCUCGGUGACGAGACGGCGCGGUCAUCCUACGGAAUGGAAUCAGCCGCUAGGAUGACGGAGGCACCUGUACGUACUACCCGUUCAAAACCCGAGAGCCUGCGGACACGAAAAGUAUCCCUUCUGAGCAUGCUUGCGAAGAGCACGCAUCAACGAUGCAAUGCCCUCGCGAGCAUCAUCGGUGUCUUCCUGCAUGCAUGCAAUGCCCCUGACCGAGUCGUCGAGAUGCUGUCUCAACUUGGGCUCUCUAUCAGCCCAUCAUCUAUCAACAACGCUGUCAGUUCAUUAGCACGCAAAGCCGAAUGGAAACGCCGCCAAGUCGGACAGCAGCUGCUUACGGCGUACGCGUACGACAACUUCGAUGUCGCUUUCAAUGUCGGGACACCCACGGUUGACAAGGGGGACCGGUCCCUCGCACAUCUGACGUCUGCCACGAUGAUCCCUCUUGCGCACGAUGUCAAGAAGGAAGACCUUAUGGUUUCCGAUGCGAUCUGGGAGAAGAGCAGGUAUAACCUCAAGAACAGAAGCUCCGCGAGCAACAGCAAACAUACCUCGCACGCUCUGCUGCAUCUUCACCCCGAGGAUGACUCCCACUCGUCCAGCCUAAGUCGACGCCAGCGUUUUCAGGCUUGGCAGUUCAGGCACGACCUCGUUGAGUAUGGACCUUCCUACUUCAAGAAAUUCCGCGGUCAGCACAACGCAAAUCCGCCCGAGAUCAUCGAACAAAUUCCACUUACCAAAACACGACAAUACCCACUCCGUGCCAUGAAUAUCAAUGAGUCCACGUGCCAGGGGAAUGUCCAGGUCAUACAGGACAUGUUGUCCCAAGGUGGUGUUGGUGAACCAUCG
This is a messenger RNA of Fomitopsis serialis, 1341 nucleotides long. RefSeq lists its product as uncharacterized. NCBI's taxonomy places the organism in Eukaryota, Fungi, Basidiomycota, Agaricomycetes, Polyporales, Fomitopsidaceae. The transcript has 3 exons. The annotation marks the transcript as partial. The record is from RefSeq and is a predicted model, not a curated record.